Molecule: messenger RNA, 4799 nt
Organism: Ictidomys tridecemlineatus (thirteen-lined ground squirrel)
Lineage: Eukaryota; Metazoa; Chordata; Mammalia; Rodentia; Sciuridae
Gene: Snx33
Product: sorting nexin 33
Biological process (GO): endosomal transport; plasma membrane tubulation; mitotic cell cycle
Cellular component (GO): plasma membrane; cytoplasmic vesicle
Molecular function (GO): phosphatidylinositol binding; protein binding
Source: RefSeq, a predicted model, not a curated record
CGGAGUCGCGCUACGGCCCGGUGCGGACGCAGCCCUAGUGAGGGGUAGGAAGGAAAGGAGGCCCCUUCGGCGGGCGCGGCUCUCCAGGCACCCCACCCCGUCCCGGAUCGGCCGCCCUGGUUGCCACCCGGCGCUUUGCAAACUUUCGGAGUUUUCCUGCACUUGCGUCACGGAAAAGGCAGGAGGGUGACGGAGUCCGGGAGGCGAGGCGGCCGCGGCUGGCGAGCUCCCCCGCGCGGCGCUCAAGGCCCUGGGGCGAGAGGUGUUUCACCGCGCGGGCGGCUUGGCUGGGUGGCGGCUCGAAACCCACUAAGUCCCGGAUCGUCCCGGCUGUCUCGCCUCCUGGACAGAGCGCGAGGGCCACAAGGAAAGAGGUGCAGAAGAGUCGGCGGGGCCGGGUUCCAGCGCCCCUGGCCCGCGGGAGGGCGGAGCCGGGCUGUCCCUGCCCAGGCGGGACGCGCGGAAGUGCGGUGGAGUUUGCCCAAUUCCCCAGCCUGCUUUUCCUCUCUCCCUCCCUCCCUCACCCCACCCCUCACCUCCCCUUUGGCUAUUCCCUCCUUCCUUGGGACGCCACCUCCCGGAAUCGCCUUUUUGUUUUGUUUUGUUUUGUUUUGGAGCUGGCUUCUCGCCGGCGCCUUGGAGGGGCUGCGAGUGCCGGAGAAGUGCAAGCGGGGGCCCCGCAGGGCAGAGCGGAGGACGGACGGACGGACAAAUCACCAGCCUGGCCAUCUACUCACCGGAGCUCCCUCUGCAAACUACUGUUGAGUGUUUGGGGGCACGCGAGGAGUGGGGGACGGGGGUCGUGAAUCCCGGGCUCCCGGACGGAUUUCCGCUAGGCUACCUCGGGACUGGGGUCCUUGGACUCAGAUCGGGGUCAGCUUCAGGCGCAGAAACAGCUGAGGAAUUAGGCAAACAAAAGAGGACACUGAGCGACCGGCCAGAAGUCGCCUGAGCGACCCGUCGCGCCCCCUCCUUCCCCAGGGUGGGGGCUGGCCACUUGAGGGGCGACAAGUGGGGACAGGAGCCGGCGGGGCUCGGCCAAGCCGCCAGGGUCGUGGAGUUGGAGGCCUGUUGUGCAAGCCUCGGCCCUUGUUUUCCCGGCCUGGCUCGUUGUGAGGCCGGACACAUCCACCCUUGGACUCGAUUCAGGAGGCUGCUGCUUUUCUCCUUGCCCCUCUUGGAUUUUCUGGAUUUUUGAAAACCCAGUGGCCUAGGAGGAGGAGGAGGAGGAAGGAGGAAGGGGCAGAUCUGCAGAGGAAUGUGAGAGCCUCCCAAAGCCGGAGCAGCCAGAAGCAGCCCAGAGCCAGAGGGAUUGCAGAGCCCUGCCCCCGGGUUCUGGGACUGUUGUUUCUGAGUGAUUCUUGUCUAUUUUAGAACAUUGUUCCAGUGGAAAGUGUCAAAUUCUUGCCCUCAUAGAACUGUUUUCUCCAGGUCAUUUGACUUUUCUGCUUGUGGUGGAAAGCAGAGCCCCCCUCCAGGGGCUGCCAAGGGAGGGGAGGAAGACUACAGACAUGAGCCCUCCCUGUUCACAAGCAUAUGCCCAGAGACUUAAUAGAGUAGUUUCUGGGCCAUGGACAUUAUUCUGAAGAGAGGGAGGCUGGACAGAGUCUGUGGGUGCUGAGACCCCCAUUUUAGGGGCUGAGAGAUUGAGCUGUGAGUGCAUUCUUGUGCUCGGACUUGUGAGCAUCCCUGUCUGGGCAGGACCAUCUCCUUCUUUAUCCAGCAUGGCACUGAAAGGCAGAGCCCUGUAUGACUUUCGCAGUGAGAACAAGGAGGAAAUCAGCAUCCAGCAGGAUGAAGACUUGGUUAUCUUUAGUGAGACCUCACUGGAUGGCUGGCUACAGGGGCAGAAUAGUCGUGGUGAGACAGGACUUUUCCCUGCCUCUUAUGUGGAGAUCAUCCCUGCUGGCAUCAGCCCCAACCAUGCUGACAACUCUAGCAGCCCUGCAGAUUUUUCAAGCACCCAGGUGAGCUUGUACAGCCCCAGUGUGGCCAGCUCAGCCAGAAGUGGUGUGAGCAGUGGCUUCCUCUCAAACCAGGGCAGCUUUGAGGAUGAUGAUGAUGAUGAUUGGGAUGACUGGGAUGAUGGAUGCACAGUGGUGGAGGAGCCUCGGGCUGGUGGGCUGGGUACCAAUGGGCACCCCCCACUUAACCUCUCCUACCCGGGUGCCUACCCCAGCCAACACAUGGCCUUCCGGCCCAAACCACCCCUGGAGCGGCAGGACAGCCUGGCAUCUGCCAAGAGAGGCAGUGUGGUGGGACGCAACCUCAACCGUUUCUCCUGCUUUGUGCGCUCUGGAGUGGAGGCCUUCAUCCUGGGGGAUGUGCCCAUGAUGGCCAAGAUCGCUGAGACAUACUCUAUUGAAAUGGGCCCUCGUGGCCCCCAGUGGAAGGCCAACCCCCACCCAUUUGCCUGCUCUGUGGAGGACCCCACGAAACAGACCAAGUUCAAAGGCAUCAAAAGCUACAUCUCCUACAAGCUCACACCCACCCAUGCUGGCUCGCCAGUCUACCGGCGCUACAAACACUUUGAUUGGCUCUAUAACCGCCUACUUCACAAGUUCACUGUCAUCUCGGUUCCCCACCUGCCUGAGAAGCAGGCCACAGGCCGCUUUGAGGAGGACUUCAUUGAGAAGCGGAAACGGCGUCUUAUCCUCUGGAUGGACCACAUGACCAGCCACCCGGUGCUCUCCCAGUACGAGGGCUUCCAGCAUUUCCUCAGCUGCCUGGAUGCCAAGCAGUGGAAGAUGGGCAAACGCAGGGCAGAAAGGGACGAGAUGGUGGGCGCCAGCUUCCUGCUUACCUUCCAGAUCCCCACGGAGCACCAGGACCUGCAGGAUGUGGAGGACCGUGUAGACACAUUCAAGGCUUUCAGCAAGAAGAUGGAUGACAGUGUCCUGCAGCUCAGCACUGUGGCGUCAGAGCUGGUGCGGAAGCAUGUGGGGGGCUUCCGCAAGGAAUUCCAGAAGCUGGGCAGUGCCUUCCAGGCCAUCAGCCAUGCUUUCCAGAUGGACCCCCCCUUUAGCUCUGAAGCCCUCAACAGUGCCAUUUCUCACACUGGUCGGACCUACGAAGCCGUGGGUGAGAUGUUCGCUGAGCAGCCCAAGAAUGACCUCUUCCAGAUGCUCGACACACUCUCUCUCUACCAGGGCCUGCUCUCCAACUUCCCAGACAUUAUCCACCUGCAGAAAGGUGCCUUUGCCAAGGUGAAAGAGAGCCAGCGCAUGAGCGACGAGGGCCGCAUGGCCCAAGACGAGGCAGAUGGCAUUCGAAGGCGCUGCCGUGUGGUGGGCUUUGCCCUGCAGGCCGAGAUGAACCACUUCCACCAGCGCCGGGAGCUCGACUUCAAGCACAUGAUGCAGAACUACCUGCGCCAGCAGAUCCUGUUCUACCAGCGGGUGGGCCAGCAGCUGGAGAAGACCCUGCGCAUGUACGACCACCUCUGACCACAUGGCCUGGGUCCCUCCCCACCCUAAGGCCUGGUCACUACCGUUUACCUCACUUCAGACCUCCCUGCACCAGCAAUGGCUGUGGGGUUUUGGGGUGGGUGAGGUAAGCAGCCUCUUCAUCCUCCCCAGAGAAGGGGUCUUGGAGGAGUCGCAGGUGCCCCUGGAAUGUUUCCCCCCCUUUAAAGAUGGGACUUGACAGGGGAGAGAAUGGAGCUGGGCACCCUCCAGGCCAAAGCCUGGGCUGCUGGUCAGUCACUAAAGGCUAAGCCAGGGUCCACUUCCUCUGGAGCCCGUAGCACACAUUCAUCUGGCCACCACCCAUGUUCAUUCAGCAAAUUACCAAGAGGCCCAUGAUGGCCCAGCGAUGACCCUGGAUCAGACCUGGGCACACAAAGUAGGACGAGUGUUCCCUGGAGGAGUCUCCAUCCAAGGUGGGGAUCAGACACAGAAAUAGGCAAAGUCAAUGUAAUGUGACAGGUAGAAGCACACAGGAGAGACCACAGCAUUUUGCUGGUCAGAGGAGACUCCAUUGGUAGGUGACAUUCCAGCAAUGUCUUGAAGAAUGACGAGGACCUACCAGACUGUAAACGGGGAGAAGGACAUUUGUGGGAGAGGCCCAACAUGGGCUUUUAUUUCCCUUACUUUUCCUAAGCAAGUUUGAUGCCUUCUUCAUGGGGAACCCUGGCCUAUGGCAGAGGAAAGGCCUAUGCUCAUAUGUCCCUGGAUUUUCCUGCCCCAUCCCAUUGCCUGCAGGAGGGGCUGCAGGCCAACUCCCUCCUGCAGGCCUCUGACUCCCCCCUCUGCUGAGCCCCAACUUUCUCUUGGCUAGAGGACCAUGUAGCAUCCUUUCCUGUCUGGACUACAGGUGCUGAGGCAAGCCAUGGACUCCCAGGCCCUGGUGGCACUUUCCCAAAGGAGAGUCUCAAAGUUCCUAGAUAUUUGAUUUCACCAGCAGUAACUCUCUGUACCCCAAACAGGCUCAGAUCUGAGGCUCCCAGGGUCUCUGUCCUCCGCCCCCAGCACUUUCUUCCUGAGUCCUUCACGUUGCACAGUAGGAAACCUAAGGGGAGAAAAGAAGAGGUUCCAGGCUCCUCUGCCCUUGGCCAGCCUCACUGUGAGGGAGUUCUUGCUCCUGGUCAGGUUGGCCUGUCUCCCACCUGUUUACAUCCUGCAGGGGUGACUGCCCCCCACCAAGGCCAGGCUGUGGGCCAGCAGCUGUCGGGUUAGCUGACCUUACCACUUCUGCCCACCCGGGAGCUCAUGGUCUAUAAUGGUCUGCUAUAGCUGCUGCUGCUUAAAAUUUUUUUUUCUGUCUUUUUUUCUCUUGAUAAAUUGUUACAAUUAAGUUGA